Molecule: messenger RNA, 1392 nt
Organism: Ogataea parapolymorpha DL-1
Lineage: Eukaryota; Fungi; Ascomycota; Pichiomycetes; Pichiales; Pichiaceae
Product: protein enp1
Exons: 1
Coding region: 1-1392 (463 amino acids)
Biological process (GO): rRNA processing
Cellular component (GO): cytoplasm; preribosome, small subunit precursor; nucleolus
Molecular function (GO): snoRNA binding
Source: RefSeq, a predicted model, not a curated record
AUGGGAAAGAUCAGCACCAAGGACGCCAAAGAUAAGAUGCGGCACAAGCCGUUGUAUAAAGAUAUCACAGAAACAGGUCAUUUGAGGGUGGGAAAACGCUCGAAGCACGACAAGACAGGAGAGGAGGAUGCGGAGGACGAUUUUGUCCUGGAUGCUGCGUCUUCCAGAAAGGUCCUGAAACUUGCGAGAGAACAGCAAGAUGAGAUUGCCCUCGAGGAAAACCGUUUAGAAGUUUCAGAAAAGCCGAGGUUUCAAAUGAUUGCGCACGAAUCUGAUGAAUCGGACGACGACGCAGUCUACGAAGAGAUGUCCGACGACGGUGAAAACGAAUACUACGACGAGGAGGUUGAAGAGGUAGACGAGGAAGACGUGAAAUUGUUUGAAUCAUACUUCAAGUCAGAAAAUAAUGCAUUUGGUAGCUUCAACCUUGCUGACAAAGUGAUGGCCAAAUUACAGGAAACCCAGCAGCAGAAGGCAGAACAGACAGAGAGACCACAGGACAAAGUUUUCCUUCCACCAAGAGUUAUAGAGGCGUAUGAGAAGGUCGGUCAGAGUUUACAUGUGUGGAGACACGGAAAGUUGCCGAAACUCUUCAAAGUGCUUCCUAGCAUCAAGAAUUGGGAGGAUCUGAUUUUUGUGACAAAUCCUGAAGCAUGGACUCCGCAGGUGACCUACGAGGCUACCAGACUGUUUGUUUCUAACCUGACGGCGAGUAAAGCAGAGAGGUUUGUUAAUUUGGUUCUUUAUCCGAAAGUCAGACAAGAUAUUGAGGAAAGUGACGAGCACAAGCUGAAUUAUCACCUUUAUCGUUCAUUAAAAAAAUCGUUAUAUAAGCCUGCCGCAUUUUUCCGUGGAUUCCUGUUCCCAUUGAUUGAAGACGGAUGCACAACAAGAGAGGCAAUGAUCGUGGGGUCAAUCUUGACUAAGUGCUCGAUUCCGGUCCAACACUCUGCUGUCGCGCUUUCGUGGUUGUUGCAAAAAGACUUCAACCCAGCAACGACCGUGUUCAUCAGAAUUCUCAUCGAGAAAAAGUACGCAUUACCAUACCAAACCAUCGACGACCUGGUGUUCUAUUUCAUGCGCUUCCGUGUGAUCACGGAAGAAACACGAAGCGACAUCAUACUAGACGACGACACAGAGAUAGCCGAGCAAAGACGGCUCAGGGACGCAUCUCCAAUGCCGCUUGUCUGGCACAAGGCGUUUUUGGCAUUCGCACAACGGUACAAAAACGACAUCACUGAGGAUCAGCGCGAUUUCCUCAUGGAAGUUGUCAGACAACGGGGCCAUCGCGAGAUUGGACCGGAAAUUAGACGUGAAUUGCGCGCAGGCAAGGAGAGAUCCACGGCUACCGUCAAGGAGGACAAGGAGGACGACAUCAUGUCUUUCUUCUAA